UCCGUGCAUGUAGUGCGUUGAGCAACCGUCGUCGCUCCGCGAGUUUCACACAGUUACGCUCCUCGGCAAUAGUGUACGUAAAUAUCUGUAUAUAUAUAUAUAUGCAUGUACGUGAUAUUUUUCACGCAGAGCGCCGUCCCGUUGCAGUGCGCAUGCGCGCCGAAUAACCCACGUCGCAGUGGAGUGUGUGCGUGUGCGGUACAGUGUAGUUUGUCGCGUGCGUGUGCGUCCGUACGUCCGCCGCUGUGCUGCUCCGUAGUGUAUUGUUGUGCGUGUGUGAGCGCCGCGUAGCUUUUCGCGUGGUGGAAAGUGUAGUGUGCGCGCGCCCGCCACGUUGCCGCCGCCGCCGCCGCUUCGUCUACAGCACGUCCAGCCCGCCCGGCAACGUUGCAAUGUCACGCCGCUGAACGUCGUCGUGCGUUACAACGAUAUUGCGCCUAUACCUCAGCCUACGAUAUAUCGUAGUAUUACGGAUAAUAUAUCAUUGUACGGUUGAUAACAGAGAGUAACAGUCAUGAAAGAAGAAACACCUCGGACUCUGGUGAAAAGCCUGAACCCGCAUUUAGUAUGUGUCCUAUGCGCUGGCUACUAUAUCGACCCUACAACAAUUGUCGAGUGCCUUCAUUCAUUUUGCCGGUCCUGCAUUGUCAAGUACUUGGAGACGAGUCGUUUCUGUCCGAUAUGCGAUGUGCAACUGCACAAGACCCGGCCGCUGUUGAGCAUCAGACGGGACAAGAUAUUGGAACGACUUGUGUACAAAAUCGUUCCCGGGCUACAUGCCAAAGAGAUGGCCCGCAGAGCCUUACCGAACACUGAAUUGUAUCUAUCGCCGGACGACCUCAUCAGUCUCGUAUUGCAGUACCAUAUUGAAGACACAAGUUCUCAAACCGUAGAUAUUGAAGAGAACGAGACCAAUAAUGCAGUGACCCAAGAUUUAAAGGAUGCUCAUCAAAAAUUCCUCAAAUGUCCUGCUGCUGUUACUGUAGAACACCUAAAGAAGUUUUUAAUACUGAAAUAUAAUUUAACCGACCAACACCAGGUGGACAUUUUUCAUGCUUCUGAAAAUUUAUCCGAUGAUUUAUCUUUAAUAGACAUUGCAUACUGCUUCGAAUGGAAACAGACCGCACCGAUGGAAUUAUGUUUCCAAAUCCUAGAAAAGUCUACUAUUGCUGUUCCAAUUUCAGAAGAAGUAGAGUUGAUCGAAGAUGUCGAUAUGGACGAAGAUUCACACAGUGUAGCCUCUUCUUUACCAUUUAUGUCAUCUAAAAGUAUUUCUGAAAGUGGCGAUGAUUCAAACACAAGCUUGGAUUCAAAGCCUUUAUUUGAGAGACUGAAAUCAGAAAAGAUUUACCGAAAGAGAAAGCGAGAUCGCGUAAUCUCUGAUGAAGAACCAGAACCAAAAAAGAGCCUAUUUGACACUCUCCUACAAAGUACAACAAAUAAUAAUGAAAAUGAGGAUAAGGAUUUCCAAGAGUCAGAUGAAGAUUAUUCCAAGUAUGAACAAGAUAUUGAAGAGAUCAUCGAGGAAGAUGACGAUGAUGACAUCGGUCGUUUAAGAAUAUCGUCAAAUAUAUCUGAAGAUGAAGUAAAUAAUGACGAAACGACUAGUCAAAUGUUUGUUAUCGAUGAAGCUAUUGAGGAACUUCCUGAAGAAGAAAAAUUUGAAAAAGUAGUUAAAGAAAAGCAUUGGAAAUCAGAAGGACGAAACAAAAGAAAGAGUAAGAAAGCAAAACACCAUCAUCACCACAAACGAAGACUGUCACAAUCACCUCCUCCGUCAGCUACCAUCGUACAUUCACCUGAUAGAGAUAUAAUGAAGCUAAAGGUAAAACUAAACACAUUGCCAGGAUAUCGACACAAGGACGAUAAACAUCACAGGCAUAACAAACACUACAACGGUAGCGCUUCGUCAGCAUCCUCGAUUGUGUCAUCCCCAGGUAGAUCGUCGUACAAAGAAGACGACUCUGUACUCUCAGAACAAUCUUGCGACAGUGUUGCUUUACCCAAAAAAUCUCGGGAAGAAGUUAAAUUACCGGAAGAAAAGCAGAAUGUCGGGGAUGUUCGAAAAUCUCAAAUGUCUCGAUCUUCUUCACAGACCGUAGUCGAUUCUCCCAGGUGUGAGGCUGUGGCUAAGGAACCAUUGCAACAAGUUCGAGCUAUACGAACCAAACCAAAACCGGCCGUAGAACAACAAUCUAACGCCGAACCAUCACACAAAAUGAUCAUAAUGCCUCCGUCGUCGAUCACGGUCAGCAUUAUAACAGCUGAAGAAAAGUUAAAGAUGGAAAAGGACAAGACGCUCAUGUUAACAGGUAACCAUGACUAUGAAAACAAACGACCAUCGUUGGAAAUUGUUCGUGUCAAUGGUCCUCCUACUACUCCUCCAAUAACCGUCGAAGUUCCCAAAUCCAGCCCCAAGCCCAAAGAACAGCACGAAGAACAACCAGCACCACUUAGACCAAAGACCAAGAAACCAGUGCCCGCGGUUAUUCCCAUAAAAUCUGCCAAACCGUCGAUAACCAUUAUACCGCAAAAUCGAAGUCCUAGCAACAACAACAACAUUAACAGCAACGGGAACAGCAACGGUACCAAAGUCGAAGAAAUUAAGACAAGCGUGACGAUCUCGUUGGAAAACGGAUCUCAUAACGACUCGGCGUUAGAUUUGUCCGGAAAAUCGUCCAGGAAAGAUGGUGGACCACAGUAUACCACAGUCAACAAAAACAAUAACAACAAUAACACCAACAACAACAAGGGUAUAUCGUCCUCACACGCAAACGGUGGUGGAGGCCAAUACGAGCCUCCUAGCAUGCGGAACUUGAUGACACUUUCGGACACCGCAGUACACAUUAGAAACAUGAUGUCCAAUUCAUCGCCGUCGCCGUCUAGUAAAGAACAGCAGAUGCAGCAGCAGCAGCAGCAGCAGCAGCAACAGGACGCGAAAAAACGGUACAACAAUUACCACCACAACAACAACAACAACAACAACCACGGCGGAAACGGAUCGUGUUCGCCGAAACGUCACAACGGAAAUGUACCGCUCCGGAUUCCCGUACCACCGACUUCCGGUUCGUUCGCCAAGGCGUCCGUCGCUGCCGCCUCUCAGAACAAACCUUUAAAAUCGUCGGUGGCGUCUCGCGCUUCCGACACGAAACCCAAACACGGGCCUCCUAACCAGGCCGUCCGACACAUUCCUAACCCGUCGGUGCUGUUGUUCCGGCACCACCAACAGCAUUUGGCGCAGUUUGCGGCCGCCGCGGCCAAUGCCGCAGCCGUAAAUAACAACAACAACAACAACAACAAGAGACCAAACCCACCGAUGCCAACAGCAUCCCGGAUACCACCGCACCCAAUGCCGGCCGCCAUACCAUUACACACCAUCAGGAAAAUGGAAAAUCUGACCAAGAACAUCGAGAAGGUCGCCGCUGGGCUUUCGGUCAAGGCCAACGCGCUUUACAAGCAAAAUUUCAUCGAGAACGGCGGACGCGCACGCUUAGAACUCCCGAGUUGAAGUACUAUAAAUGCUACUACGUUCAGUGGCAGUACCACCUACCGGUGAAUUAUUAGUUUUAUUAUUAAAUUACUAUUAUCUAUUAUUAUUUUUAUUAUGAUAUCUUAAGUCUAUUGUAAACAAACUAUGUUUUUUUUCAUUGUCGGGCUAGACUGACGAUGCGCCGGGCAAAUUGCAAUAUCCAUUGAUGUUUACUAUUUAUUUAUUUAUUUAUUUAUUAUUAUAUAAUCCACCGCGUUGUUGGAGACGACCCGCUUUAUUAAUAAGAGGAUGGUACAAAUGUUUAAAUAAUAUUUUAUCGGUGGGAGGAGGGAGGGUGACCUCUUAUAUUAUUGUAAAUUUAAAAAUGUAUAAUAUACUUUAUUGAGGUUUUAUUAUUUAAUUGUUAGAUGUAGACUGAUUGUAAUUAAGAACAUUUUUUAUGUUGAUAAACACAUAAAAUAAC
Molecule: messenger RNA, 3953 nt
Organism: Rhopalosiphum maidis (corn leaf aphid)
Lineage: Eukaryota; Metazoa; Arthropoda; Insecta; Hemiptera; Aphididae
Product: polycomb group protein Psc-like
Exons: 9
Coding region: 515-3508 (997 amino acids)
Biological process (GO): negative regulation of transcription by RNA polymerase II
Cellular component (GO): PRC1 complex
Molecular function (GO): promoter-specific chromatin binding
Source: RefSeq, a predicted model, not a curated record